CCAGCACCACGACGUAAACAAACACAGAUCCACAGCUUCGGACGCCAUUCUCACCUUUCAGCAUGGGCGCGCCGGACACAUCAUGGGUGUUCGCCGACCUCGCCGUCGCGGACAGCUCCAGGUACAGCACCCGCUCGCGGCUACUGCUCACGGGGCUCUCCUUCGCCAUUGGCAUCGUCACCCUCCUCCUCUAGCUCGCCGUCUCCUACGCCUGCAGCCGCCGCCGCCGUUGCCGCCGUCAGCGCGACAGCGGUGCUGGUGCGGACGACCAGGAGGCCGGCAUGGGCGACGCGGCGAUCGUGUACGAGCAGGCCGACACCCUGGCGGCGCCCAUGGACUGCGCGGUGUGCCUCGGGCAGGUGGAGGCCGGCGAGAAGCUGCGUCGGCUCCCCAAGUGCGCGCAUCUGUUCCACGCCGACUGCGUCCACGCCUGGCUGCAAGCGCACUCCACCUGCCCCAUGUGCCGCGCCGCCGCCACUGGCACCACCCCGGCCGCGGCAGCGGUGCUGCCCCCUGGCGUGGUUGCAGUUGCAGGCACGCCGCCUGCCUUGGAACCGAUGGAUUGAAUCGCACCGACCGGAGAAUAGCCACAGUGAUGGAUCGACUAGCGACGCUGACUGGAGAAUAGCCGUAGUGUGGUCAUGGCUGCAGCCACAGUGCGUGUACAGGAGUAUCUGUCAUGUCGAGUGUGCUUGUAUUGCUGGCUCCGUUUCAUAGUGCGCAUAGAUUUUUUUUUUCGCAAGCAAAAAACCCUUCAUAAAUCUUGACGAAGUUUAUAGAGGAAAAUAUCUAUCUUUACAAUAUCAAAUAAAUAUAAUAUGCCGAGCGGCUCCACUGGA
Messenger RNA from Triticum aestivum (bread wheat), 839 nucleotides. RefSeq names its product E3 ubiquitin-protein ligase Os04g0590900-like. The coding region runs from base 282 to 566 and encodes 94 amino acids. Gene Ontology annotation, molecular function: transferase activity. Gene Ontology annotation, biological process: protein ubiquitination. Lineage: Eukaryota; Viridiplantae; Streptophyta; Magnoliopsida; Poales; Poaceae. The record is from RefSeq and is a predicted model, not a curated record. The transcript has a single exon.